AUAUGGUCAACUCUUGUACCAAGGAAAAGAAAGUAGGACCAAAUGAUAAUUGUGCGACAAGAUGUUGAAGAAAAUUUUACUCAGUGGGAAAGCCAAAGGGAAGAAGCUACUUAAAUUCCCCGGUAUUCUCAUUUCAUUUCCCUGCAAAUCAACUUAAACCAAUUCUCUUGAUCCCCAAUUUCCAACUCAAAUUUCCUCAUGGAAUCGAAUAAAUCCGUCGAUUCUUCAACUGAACCCGCACCAUUAGAGGAAGUAUCAUUGAAUCGAGAGAAGGAUCUCGAAGGAGAACCAAAAUCUUCUUCAGAAACUACCACCGUCGCCAUAUCCGACGCUAAUGGAUCACCGGAAGGGAAAGUGAAAACUCCGAAAUCGGUUAAAUGGAGCGAACAAUUGGUAUCUGAGUCUACUUAUACGCCUUCAAUCGAUCCUGAUACUUCUACUGGAUCUAACCCUUACGUUUCCCAUUAUACUUCUCCUUCUCUCCCCUCUAACCCCUCUUUUAAAGAAAGGAUGGAUACUGUUAAAAAUGUUCUGGGAAGAUGGGGGAGAAAUGUCAAGGAUGCGGCUAAGAAAGCUGAGGAUUAUGCUGGAAAUACCUGGCAACAUUUGAAAACAAAUCCUAGUUUUGCUGAUGCGGCUAUGGGAAGAAUCGUACACAGCACUAAAGUCCUAGCUGAGGGAGGCUAUGAAAAGAUUUUUCGUCAAACAUUUGAGACAGUUCCUGAGGAAGUGCUCCAGGAUUCCUAUGCUUGUUACUUGUCUACUUCCGCUGGACCAGUGAUGGGAACAUUAUAUGUUUCUACAGCCAAGCUGGCCUUUUGCAGUGAUAAUCCACUUCCUUACAAAAAUGACAAUCAGACUGACUGGAGUUACUAUAAGGUAAUUAUCCCAUUGCAUCAGCUUAAAGCAGUCAACCCUUCUGCGAGCCGAGUAAAUCAAGCUGAGAAAUAUAUCCAGAUUAUAUCUGUCGACAAUCAUGAGUUUUGGUACAUGGGUUUCUUGAAUUACGAUAAUGCUGUGGCUAUCCUUCAAGGGGCAUUAGAGUCCAGGACUAUGCAAUCUGUAUGAGAUUUCUCGAUUUUAAGAAGCCCUCUCCACAUUUGAAGUUGUACUUCAAGUCAAGAGCUCUGCACUGCAUUGUUUGAAGAACAUCAGGUGACAUCUCCAGAUAAGUAACAGUUACAGUAGUAUCAAAACUUUCUCCCAGACUCUUCUUGUGCUUGUCAUUUUAGAUUUGACAAAAUAGUUUAUGUGAUUCUUUUGGGAUGGUAGAAAAUUCAAUUGACUAUACUUGUUGAGUCCAGAUGGUGUGUAAUUUUGGGUUGCGCAACUUUCCUGGCCAUACUAUUGAUUAGUAUUUGUUACUUCUGCUCAUAUGUUGCUGCCUGACAGCAUAGUAAAAGGCUUAAGAUCUUGAAUUGGCCUGCUUCAUGGAAUUCUUAUUCUUAGUCCAGCACUUGUAAGAAGCUUGCCAAUCCAAGUUCUCAAACUUUUGCUAUCCUUACAAGUUGUGAAUCUAUGAUCAAUAGAAAUUACUCCUUUGCAAAUGAUUUUAUGUUUUGUUAUGAUCCAACUAGAACUAGUACUUAUUUUUCUGCAACAUAGGGUGUACUACUUGUUGAAUUACGUACUACUGUACCAGUACACUUUGUUUGGUUGGUGUUAAA
This is a messenger RNA of Amaranthus tricolor (Joseph's coat), 1667 nucleotides long. Its product is annotated as GLABRA2 expression modulator. The coding region runs from base 199 to 1068 and encodes 289 amino acids. The record is from RefSeq and is a predicted model, not a curated record. The transcript has 4 exons. NCBI's taxonomy places the organism in Eukaryota, Viridiplantae, Streptophyta, Magnoliopsida, Caryophyllales, Amaranthaceae.